AUGCGGAAAAUGACGUCAGCUAGCUGGCAGAGUCUAUUUUGCAUUUUCAACCCUGAAAAGAUUGUCCGUCGAGAGGACAAUCCGAAAUCGAUGCUGGAUGGCCUCGAAGUGGCGCACACCUCUCAAGAGGAGCAACUGGGUGGCUGGCGCGUGCCCCAUCGGAUUACCAAUCUGCCCCAAAGAUCGUCCGUUGAAGCGAUAAACUGUCCACAUUGCGACAAGGUUUUCACCGCGCAGUAUAAUUUGGCUCGACACCUGCCCGUGCAUACUGGAGAGCGGCCAUUUCUGUGCAAGAUUUGUGGCAAAACCUUCCGUCAAGCCUCCACGCUAUGCAGACACAAAAUUAUCCACACCCAUCUCCGGCCGCAUACUUGUAAAGAAUGCGGAAAGUCCUUCAAUCGAUCUUCUACUCUCAAUACACAUAUGCGGAUUCAUAACGGACUUAAACCGUACAUCUGCGAAGUAUGCGGAAAGGGCUUCCACCAGAACGGAAAUUACAAAAACCACAAACUGACGCAUUCCGUGGAAAAACGCUACAAGUGUCAUUUGUGCAAUAAGGCAUUCCACCAGUCGUACAACCUCGCUUUCCACAUGCACACCCACGAGGACCGGAAGCCGUUCGAGUGCCCGGAGUGUGGGAGGGGAUUUUGCCGGAAUUUUGACCUGAAGAAGCAUCUCCGUCGGAUUCAUCCUGGCCGCAAGGUUUCGGGUUCU
This is a messenger RNA of Mesorhabditis spiculigera, 714 nucleotides long. The record is from the annotation of a GenBank genome assembly. Lineage: Eukaryota; Metazoa; Nematoda; Chromadorea; Rhabditida; Rhabditidae.